Molecule: messenger RNA, 1514 nt
Organism: Fragaria vesca subsp. vesca
Lineage: Eukaryota; Viridiplantae; Streptophyta; Magnoliopsida; Rosales; Rosaceae
Product: probable 6-phosphogluconolactonase 4, chloroplastic-like
Exons: 3
Coding region: 261-1208 (315 amino acids)
Biological process (GO): carbohydrate metabolic process; pentose-phosphate shunt
Molecular function (GO): 6-phosphogluconolactonase activity
Source: RefSeq, a predicted model, not a curated record
UCCUUGAGUGUGCUUUUAGAAUACAGAUUUUAGAUAAUCACAUCAUUAUGAAUCAAACUACAAGAUGGAUUGCAGAUUGAACUAUUCGGAGCCAUACGCUGAGCACAUAGCGAAACCACAAAAUUGAGCUUGUUGAGGCCCAGCGAGCCCAACCGCGCGCGCUUCUUUGUAUUUGCCGCCAGUCACUUCACUGCCACAGUCACCGCCUUCAAAUCGGGUCUAAGUUUCCGAACCCGCUUUCAUUAUAUUAAAACCCGCGCAUGGCCUCCACUCUCUCUCUCUCAUCCUCACUCCGCUAUAUUCGCCCCCCAACGCGUACAUUCCACGCGCCGCUGAUCUCGCGUCUCCCUCUGUCGAGGCUGCAACCGCACACGAUCACUCCCCUCCGCGCGAAUCUCAAGACCCCGAUGUCCGCAUUGGGAUCUUCGUCGCCGUCGUCAACGGCCGGGAUGGGAAGUCAGAAGAAGAAGGUGGAGGUGUUUGACUCGGAGGAGCAACUGGCGGCGCAGCUGGCCAAGUACACCGCCGACCUGUCGGAGAAGUUCGGCAAAGAGAGAGGCGCCUUCACAGUUGUUGUGUCCGGCGGCUCGCUUAUCAAUUCUCUGAGGAAACUAUGUGAAGCGCCGUAUUUGGAGAGUGUGGAAUGGGGCAAGUGGCAUGUGUUUUGGGUUGAUGAGAGAGUGGUGCCUAAGGAUCAUGAGGACAGUAACUACAAGCUUGCUUAUGAUGGGUUUCUCUCUAAGGUACCGAUUCCCGCAGGCAAUGUUUAUGCCAUUAAUGAUGCACUGUCACCUGAGGGUGCAGCAGAUGAUUACGAGACUUGCCUCAAACAUUUGGUUACAAAUGGUGUGCUAGCCACUUCAAAAACUAGUGGGUUUCCAAAGUUUGAUAUCAUGCUUCUGGGAAUGGGUCCAGAUGGGCAUGUUGCUUCACUAUUCCCCGGUCAUCCUCUUGUCAACGAGAAGGAGAAGUGGGUCACCUUUAUCAAGGACUCACCAAAACCACCACCGGAGAGGAUUACUUUCACCUUUCCGGUGAUCAACUCCUCUGCAUAUAUUGCAAUGGUUGUGAAUGGGGCUGGAAAAUCUGGUGCUGUGCAGACAGCUCUCGGAAAUAGCGAGAACUCUGACACUUUGCCUGUUGCAUUGGUUGCUGCUGAAGACGAAUUGACUUGGUUCUUAGAUAAGGAAGCUGCUUCAAAGCUGUAGAAAGGAAACUUAUCUAUAGGCUUGUGAGGUAUUGCAUGUGUUAAUCGUAUAAUGUGUGUUGAAGCAGAAAUCACUGUGAUUCACUGCUGGCUUUUCUUAGGAACUGUAACACUAAGAAGUGGUGACUAUUUUUGGUCAUCCUGAUGGUGCAGUAAGAACUAAAAUAAAAUGGUUUGUUACAUUAUUCAGUCAUGAAUAAAACUUUAUUCUCAUCUCGGCUCCCUUUAUCACUCCCUUGCAACUAUAUAAUUGUGUUAAUGCAAACACUGAACAUCUGCAGUAGUGAAGCUAUCCAUCAUUCAUUCA